Dendroctonus ponderosae (mountain pine beetle) is the source of this 4643-nucleotide messenger RNA. RefSeq names its product casein kinase I (gene gish). Bases 772 to 2259 code for a protein of 495 amino acids. NCBI's taxonomy places the organism in Eukaryota, Metazoa, Arthropoda, Insecta, Coleoptera, Curculionidae. Gene Ontology annotation, cellular component: plasma membrane; nucleus; cytoplasm. The transcript has 11 exons. Gene Ontology annotation, molecular function: ATP binding; protein serine/threonine kinase activity. The record is from RefSeq and is a predicted model, not a curated record. Gene Ontology annotation, biological process: positive regulation of canonical Wnt signaling pathway; endocytosis; peptidyl-serine phosphorylation.
CCGUUGUUAUGACAACGAAACAUAUGAUUCACCACACCUUUAUUUCCGAUAUAAUAUUCAAGUACAAUAAGCGUAAAACGCCGCUGGGCUGUGCUUUUCUACCCUGGUGCCCCAUAAGGAGUGAUUUCGCUAAUAAAACGAACAGAACUAGUGGCGGAGUCCUAAAUAGUGUUGAUUUUUGUGAAGAAAUGACAACGGGAGUUAACGGGUUGGUACGCAUGACCGUAAUUAUUUUGACCUAAAAGUCAAUUACACGGCACACAAUUUGCGAAGAAGAGUGCAUGAAUAUGGUGUAUUUUUAGCGUAGAACGUUCGUUUUGUAGCCGAUUUGUGCGUUGGUCCUCCUUUUCAGUUUCGGUCCGUGUGUUUUAUCAUUUUUCACAAACAAAUUUGAUGAAUGUUAACCCUGAAAGUUACAUUGCCCGGUCUGAAUCUGUAAUGGCGUUCAGCCGUUUUCGCAAUCUAAUCUCCUCGGAAUAUGGAAUUGAAAUGACACUUGAAGAUAAACCAUCCACCUAAGGCAAGUGCUAACAACUAGGGAACUCUUUUGUUGUGAUUAAAUUCCACAUAACUGUGCCGAAGAAACCAAUUUGAAAAAUUACUUCAGAAACUUGUGAAAUAACUGUGAUAGUACAAAAUGUGAUAUGCCUAUCCAACAAUUUACUUUUUAUGAGUGACUCAAGUUCGAAAGACUUCCCAACUUUGUUUUCCUCGGAUUGCUCCAGUUUUGUAGUGUUGCUUCAUACGAAGGGGAUAAUCGGCUAAGCAAAGAUGGAUAAAAUGGACCAGAAAAAGAACUCAAAAUACCGAGGUGCAGGUGAUUCGCACAAUGCGAGACACAGUGUCAACUCAAGUGGCGUCUUAAUGGUUGGACCUAACUUUCGAGUGGGCAAAAAAAUUGGCUGUGGUAAUUUUGGGGAACUCAGACUUGGCAAGAACCUGUACAAUAAUGAGCAUGUUGCUAUUAAAAUGGAACCCAUGAAGUCCAAGGCUCCGCAGCUGCAUUUGGAAUAUAGGUUUUACAAGCUGCUUGGAAGUCAUGAGGGCAUUCCAGAAGUUUAUUACUUCGGUCCAUGUGGCAAGUACAACGCUUUAGUUAUGGAACUUUUGGGUCCCAGCCUCGAAGAUCUCUUUGAUUUAUGUGAUCGUAAAUUUUCUCUAAAGACUGUUCUUAUGAUCGCAAUUCAACUGCUGCACCGAAUAGAGUACGUUCACACUAGACACUUAAUCUAUAGGGAUGUAAAACCUGAGAACUUUCUUAUCGGAAGGCAGAGUACAAAGAGAGAGAAAAUCAUUCACAUCAUAGAUUUCGGUUUAGCUAAGGAAUACAUUGAAUCAGAAACAAAUAAACAUAUACCGUAUAGAGAACAUAAAUCAUUAACGGGAACUGCUCGAUAUAUGUCUAUCAAUACCCAUUUAGGCAAAGAACAGUCCAGGAGAGACGAUCUGGAGGCUUUAGGUCAUAUGUUUAUGUACUUUUUGAGAGGUUCCUUGCCCUGGCAAGGCCUAAAAGCGGACACACUGAAAGAGCGUUAUCAAAAAAUCGGUGAUACUAAACGAGCCACUACAAUAGACACUUUAUGUGAAAAUCAUCCCGAAGAAAUGGCAACGUACCUAAGAUAUGUUAGACGAUUAGAUUUUUUUGAAAUGCCUGACUAUGAGUAUUUACGAAAUUUGUUUACUAGCUUGUUUAAGAAAAAAGGAUACGCUGAUGACGGAGAAUUCGACUGGACUGGCAAAACACUGCCGUCGAAUCUGUACGUUCUUCAGCAAAUCCGAAGAGCUCCGCCGUCAAAUAAAUUAAAAACUAAAUCUGACAAGAGUACGCCAGUAGGUUCACUUCAAACUACUGCUCACGACGUGGUUAUCUCCCCUAACAGAGAAAGACACCCCGCUCCUAAGAAGUAUGUUAAAGUACCCGGGAUCCCGAACGUUACUUUGCUGGUGAUGGGUAAUAAAAACCACUGGUCUCAGGAUACAGGGUUGCAAGUGUGCCAACAAUUCAAGAAGAUUACUAACAAAAACACCGCAUGGCCUGAAGCUUCAAAGCAAAGUACUCUAGGAAACCUAACUCCGGCAGAUCGACAUGGAUCGGUGCAGGUCGUAAGCUCGACCAAUGGAGAAUUAAAUGCAGACGAUCCAACAGCUGGACACAGUAAUACACCUAUUACCCAACCUCAAGAGGUUGAUAUCCUGGAUGAAACCAAAUGUUGCUGCUUCUUUAAGAGAAAGAAGAAAAAAAAUCCCCGCUCAAAAUGACUACAAUAUAGUGAGACCGACCAACACCUCACGUUGUUGCCAUGUGGUCAUAGCAGUGCGGCAACGUUGACUUGAACUUAUUUUUGUGAGAUGACCAUUGUUAUAAACUUAUUUAAAUAGCUAAUUAUUAUAGGUUAGCCUUAAUUAAAUAUAAAGAAAAUAAUUUAAAUCUUACCAUAUCUGUGAAUUGUUUUCAAGCCGCUAAAAUAUCAACAUGUCACACGUUUUCUUUCAUUUGCAGCAUGAUUAUUAAUUUGCACCCACCUCAUAGUGCUAUCGGACAACUAUAGAAAAAAAUUAUAGUCAAAAAUUAAUUGUUGAGAUUUGAACUACUCAUUUCAAUUUUCGUUUUAAUUUCAAGGUUUUUCAAUUGUGCAAGCAAUGGGGUAUUGCAGCAGGAUAUUUUUAAAAUCCAAAUUAAAUUGAACAACAAAUUAUUGUUAAGUGUUAAUUGAAAAACCCUAGUGAAUAAUGUUUUGUGCCGCACUUUUUAUUGGCUACAAAGUAUUAUAGGAUUUGAAUUUAAAUUUGCUUCUCGGGUUUUAGAGCAUUUACAUUUAUCUGGUUAUCAGGUCAAUUACUCAGUAGCAGCAACUUUACAGGUCAUUUCUCUUCCGUACAAAUACUCUAAUUUAAAAUACUCAGCUUCCAUUUUGAUAAAACGAGCAGUUUUAAGCAAACUAGCUUGAAAUUUAAUCAAUUGUAGAUAGAUCUAGGGAAUUAAAACUAUUUUUAACUUUCUAAAUGUAUCUUCGCUACUGUUCACGCAAUACUAAUUGUUAUCAAUUAGUACAGUCACAAUCUAUGGAUUCCUAGUUAUUCUGUAGAAACUGAAAAACUUUGAAGUUGAAUUCAAAUCAAAAUGCGUUUCAGGCUUCACCCUACCGUUUGUAUUUUGGCGGAUUUAAAACGCGAAAAGUGAGCGCAUCUACAGAAGUUUGAAUUACUCGUUUCUGUACUAAUUCAUAAAUUCAUUAAUUUCUUUAUCAGGUUUUCCGUCAUUAUUUAUUACCAAAUACUAUGUUUGUUAUAUAGGAUAUUAAUUUUUAUUUUAGUUUCUAGCGUGUGUUCUAGUAAGCGUUUUAAUUGUUAUUCAAUCAUUUUAUUUCACUUCAAAGAUGUUUUAUGGGGCGUCGUGAUAUGGCUUAUGUUGAAUUUUGUGAGUGAGGUCGAGAUUUUAUUGUUUUCAAAUUAUUUAAAUCACCUUGCCAAUGGUGUGUGCAGUUUUGUCUUUUUAAAAUUAGCCAUACGAAAAUAGUUUAUUCUUACUUAAAAAUGCGAAAUUUUUAACUACUUACUUACUUACUGCGGAAGCCACGGACGAACAAACUAUUAGUAGUAUCUACAUAACCGUUUUUUUUAUGAAUUACACAUCAUUGGAAAGGAUAGUAAAAUUGUGCAUCAAGUAUGUAAAUAGAAUGAAACUUAUUAGUAAACAAGGCAGAAAUUCAAUAUUCAUUAUUAGACUUUUAUAGCUUCACGCUUCGAUUCUUUUGUACAUAGGAAAUUUCUAUUGAAUUUAACAAGAGUUUAUACAUUAGUUAGCUUGUUAUUCAGUAUAUUUUUAAAAUGCCAAAAUGUGUGAAGUUUUUAUUCCCUGAUAAAAUAUUUAAAUGACUUAAAAUGUGAGAGGAUGUUUAAGGGCAAUAUUCUUAAAUUUAUUUUAAACAAGAUUCUUUAUAUAGUCAAAUCAACUAUUAUUCUCCUCUAAUAUUUUAGGUUGAUAGCUAGCGGAUGCUUUGAUUGUAAUUGUGUUCAAUCCUGCGCAAAAAAAGUGUUAGCAAACAUUUACCCACUAGCUGUUUUUUUUUUAAUUUAGACUUUACACUUAUUGGUAUUUUUAUCUGAAACUAUUAGUAUCUGGUUAAAUCAGUGUAUUAAUAACUACCAUACGUUCAUAUGUAUUAGAAAUUGUAUGUAACUGAAAAUUCCAUAUUAACCUUCUUGAUUUAAAAGAGCAUUAUAAAUAUUGCUUUCUCGUUGAUCUCAACUGAAACGAUCGACUGCUUAAUUUCGUUUUUAACGCCCACAAAACUACAUUUUUGAUGCACGUUUCAAUAUUUAAUUGAAAAAAAUGGGGCGUCUGUAUUGCGUUUUAAACUAGCCCCGUUGACAAAGUCUAGAUUUUCCGAACAGACAGGCGUUUUAGGGCGUGUUAAAAUAAGACUAGAACUUGUAUUGUUUCUAAAUCUUUACAUAGUUUGGAUGAGUGCUGGUCUAUUGGAACGCAGACUUGGUACACUCAACAAUUUCAAUUCUUGUAAUAUUUGUACAAAUAUAUUUAGUUAAGAACUACAGCUCAGUAAAUCAUUUGCUAUUUUGCAAUAUUUCCUUUAUUGUAAAAUGUAACAACCUGUUGUACCCAAAAUAAAACAUUUUAAGCU